Messenger RNA from Phytophthora sojae, 501 nucleotides. RefSeq lists its product as hypothetical. Lineage: Eukaryota; Oomycota; Peronosporomycetes; Peronosporales; Peronosporaceae. The transcript has 2 exons. The record is from RefSeq and is a predicted model, not a curated record. Bases 1 to 501 code for a protein of 166 amino acids.
AUGGUAUCCGAGUCGCUGUCGUCGUCCUCGGCGUCCACAAUCCCAUCGGUGCUCGAGAUCAGCGACCACGAGGAGAAGCAGAGCACGGGUAACGACAACGCUUCUGUAAACUACGCGGAUGAGCAGUUUGAGUCGGACAGUGAUCACGUUGACGACUCGGCUGAUCCCGUCCUUGUCAAGUCAAGCAGCAGCAGCAGCGGCGACAAAUACGCCUCAGACGAGUUUGAAGACGACCAUGAAGCCAAUGACCCUCCUGCAUUCGCUGAGACCCUCGAGGCAGAAGGCGGUGAAAACCACAUCAGCACGGAGGAGGAAGAUUAUGCUGGCGAAUCCUUCGAGCUGGAAGUGUCAGGUGACGAUGAGCAAGAUCAAGUAUCGACUCCUGUCACACAAGAAGUCACUCAAGACACUGGCGAGCAGCAGCAACGGCAGCAGAAGUCUAAGCUAGGCUUAAUCGAGGGAGACAACGUCAAGAGUGUAAAGCUGAAGUUACAAACGUAG